UUCGUUAUCCUCAUCGCUCUCGUCUCUCUCUCUAAACACGGGGUUUUUUCUCUACUCUCUCUCUCUAAAGAGAGGCCCUCCCACCACCUUAUAUAAGUCCAGAUGCUUGAGUCUUGACCCCACAUCUUUCUUUCUUCUGCAACUCAACCUCUCAUUUUCUCUCUCUCUUCAAUCAAGCUUCUAAUGAUUUUCCGUGCUAAUUAUUCUCAAGGAAUCGGUAUAUGCCCCAUCUGAUUCUUUCUCUCUUUAGGAAUAUCCAUUUUUAUGCUCCAAUUGUUUAGAACCCAGAUUCUUGCUGGGUCUUUCUCUUACUUAACAAGUCUAGCAAGCAUGCUAUAGUGAAACAAACAUGAGCAAUUCUCUUUCUAUAAAUCCAGUUUGUGUGCCCAAUCCUUUGGCACCCAGAAUUUUGUUGGGUUUUUCGCCAUGUCUGAGAAGGUCUUGUCACAAUUCACAGAGGCUUUUGGAAGUUGGUCUUUAUGGCUCUAGAGUGAGAAAAGGAGUUGGUUUUUGUAGUUCUAGAGAGGGAAAAGGUGUUGGGUUUUGCAGUUCUAGAGAGAGACGAGGUGCGGUCUUUGGGAAGAGGAGAGAGAUGGGGGACGUAGAGGAAGUAGAGGAAGUAAAGGAGGAAGGGCCUCCUGUUUUGGAAGAAGAGUCUUUGUUGGAGGUGGAGUCGAAGCCCCGAAGAAUAGCUCUCUUUGUCGAGCCUUCGCCUUUUGCUUAUGUCUCGGGAUACAAAAACCGAUUCCAAAAUUUUAUCAAGUAUCUUCGAGAAAUGGGGGAUGAGGUUAUUGUUGUGACCACUCAUGAAGGAGUACCUCAAGAGUUCUAUGGUGCCAAACUGAUAGGUUCAUGGAGCUUUCCCUGCCCAUGGUAUCAGAAGGUGCCACUUUCUCUGGCUUUGAGCCCUAGAAUUAUUUCAGAGGUUGCAAAAUUCAAGCCUGACAUAAUACAUGCAUCAUCACCAGGAGUAAUGGUAUUUGGUGCCCUAGUAAUUGCAAAACUACUGUGUGUGCCCCUCGUCAUGUCAUAUCACACCCAUGUUCCAAUAUAUAUCCCAAGAUAUACAUUCAGCUGGCUUGUCAAGCCAAUGUGGCUGAUAAUAAAGUUUCUACACAGAGCAGCAGAUCUGACGUUGGUUCCUUCUGCUGCCAUUGCCAAGGAUCUUCAAGGUGCUAGAGUCACUGCUGCCCAUAAGAUACGGCUCUGGAACAAGGGGGUGGAUUCUGAGAGCUUUCAUCCUCGUUAUAGGAAUGAGGAGAUGCGAAUCCAAUUAACCAAGGGAGAACCAGAAAAACCUCUGAUCAUUCAUGUCGGCCGCUUGGGAGUCGAGAAGAGCUUGGAUUUUCUUAAAAGCCUCAUGGACAGGCUACCGGAGGCACGGAUUGCUUUUGUAGGAGAUGGUCCUUACAGGUAACACACUUGCAUCUAACGUUCUUGUUUAUUUAUUUAUUUACUUUUUUUCAUGAGCAACUUCGUUAUUUCCUACAUAGUCAAAAGUUUAAGGUUUUAAAUAAGGGUGUGGUUUGUAUAGAGCCGAGGCCCUAAACAAUCA
Messenger RNA from Amborella trichopoda, 1555 nucleotides. The record is from RefSeq and is a predicted model, not a curated record. Lineage: Eukaryota; Viridiplantae; Streptophyta; Magnoliopsida; Amborellales; Amborellaceae.